AUGCCGUCAUCUUGGGAUCAUCGGAUGCGGGGCAGCAGCAGGAAGCCAUCGAAGCCAGGGUGCCGGCCUGCUGUGCUGCGCACCGACCGCCUUCCUCUACCCGCCCCUCCCUCCACCACCCCGCCUCCCCUGCUCCCACCUUCUGCACCACCUGCUGCACCCUCUCGCCCCAAACUCUCACUCUCACUCGCUCUGCCAUGCUGCCACGCACUGCCAACUGUCACACCCUCUGCUGCCGCUGCUGUUGCGCUUUCAUGUGGCCGAGGGCUCAUCUUCCCCUGGCCUGCUGUUGCGCUUUCAUGUGGCCGAGGGCUCAUCUUCCCCUGGCCUGCUGUUGCGCUUUCAUGUGGCCGAGGGCUCAUCUUCCCCUGGCCUGCUGUUGCGCUUUCAUGUGGCCGAGGGCUCAUCUUCCCCUGGCCUGCUGUUGCGCUUUCAUGUGGCCGAGGGCUCAUCUUCCCCUGGCCUGCUGUUGCGCUUUCAUGUGGCCGAGGGCUCAUCUUCCCCUGGCCUGCUGUUGCGCUUUCAUGUGGCCGAGGGCUCAUCUUCCCCUGGCCUGCUGUUGCGCUUUCAUGUGGCCGAGGGCUCAUCUUCCCCUGGCCUGCUGUUGCGCUUUCAUGUGGCCGAGGGCUCAUCUUCCCCUGGCCUGCUGUUGCGCUUUCAUGUGGCCGAGGGCUCAUCUUCCCCUGGCCUGCUGUUGCGCUUUCAUGUGGCCGAGGGCUCAUCUUCCCCUGGCCUGCUGUUGCGCUUUCAUGUGGCCGAGGGCUCAUCUUCCCCUGGCCUGCUCAAGCCUUUUCUGCUGAGCUAGCAACCUUGGCUGCUGAGCUGGCAACCUUGGCGGUCGAGCUGGCAGUCAUACCAGUAGAGGGGACAGUGGUACCAACAGAGCAGGCAGCAGUGCCAGCUGCUGUGCCAGCAGCAGCUGCUGCAGCAGUGGAGCCAACAGCGCAGUGA
Closterium sp. Naga37s-1 is the source of this 951-nucleotide messenger RNA. Lineage: Eukaryota; Viridiplantae; Streptophyta; Zygnematophyceae; Desmidiales; Closteriaceae. The record is from the annotation of a GenBank genome assembly.